AUGAAAAUCGACAAAAACAACUGUUUUCAAUUACUUGAAUAUUAUUUCGAUUCUUGUUCAAAUGAUAAAAUAAAAGAAUGCUGCCAAUUCAUAUCAUCACAUUUUUAUGAAAUUGAUUCGAACCGACUUAAAACUCUCUCAACCAAAUUUGGUAUUGACAUUCUUCAACAAAUAUUUAACAGUGACAAACUUGAAAUCGAAAGUGAAGAUUCAUUAGCAGAAUUCAUUAUUUCUCUAGCUCAAUACAAUAAUGAUUUCUAUUCAUUGAUUGAAAGCAUUCGUUUAGAAUUUUGCAGCGAAAAUAUCAUUAAAGCAAUCAAAGAUUUAACCAAUUCAAACAAUUAUCAAUCCAUUGUAAACUCACUAUCAGAUCCAUUAAUCCGCUCAAGAAAUUCUAACUUAAUGGAUAGAACUAAAAAUAUUCCUAUCGAAACGAAUUAUUUCGGAAGUGGAAAUGUUGAAAUAUCUGCCUCAUCUGCAUUUCAUGGAUCCAUUGAUAUAAUUAAUAAAUAUAGCGAAGAUUCUUAUUUCCAAUCUGAUAAUAUUCCUAAUUCAUGGGUUGAGUGGAAAUUAAAGCAAAACUAUUCAAUUCAACCUACUGAAUAUAUUGUUAGAACGCACAAUAAAAAAUGCAGUUGCUCUCGCCUUAAAUCAUGGAAAGUCGAAGGUACUACUAUUAAUGGAGAAACUAAAGUCAUCCACGAAGUGAACGAUUCGCCGCUUGACAAUGGAGAAAUACGAAAAUAUUCACUUAUUACAAAAGAUAAAUUUAUAUCGUUCAAAUUAAUUCAAACAGGCAAAACUACUAGGAACAAUAAUUGUUUAUUUCUUGAUAUUUUUGAUUUUUCAGGUAAAGUUUUCAACAAUUAA
Trichomonas vaginalis G3 is the source of this 870-nucleotide messenger RNA. RefSeq names its product protein ubiquitination. The coding region runs from base 1 to 870 and encodes 289 amino acids. The record is from RefSeq and is a predicted model, not a curated record. NCBI's taxonomy places the organism in Eukaryota, Parabasalia, Trichomonadida, Trichomonadidae. The transcript has a single exon.